AUGUGUCAUAUUGUGUAUAUUGGUGUAAUUACUUGGUAAUAAAUGUUAAUUCGAAUAAUCUUGAAUAAAAAGACCAUUUAAAAUUUUCAUUCAUUUUUAUAUUUCAUUAAACAAAAUUUAAUAUUUAUCACAUCUCUUAAAUAAAACAAUUAUGAAUGUAUUUACAAAACUGCGGUCUUCAAAAAAGUCCUCAAAGAAGGAACAAACACCCUCAGAAAUUGGAAUACCUUUCUCUGUGAAGCACAAUAUUCAUGUUGAGUUUAAUCAAGAUACAGGAGAAAUUGAGGGGCUGCCUGAGCCUUGGUUGCGUCUCCUUCAGCAGGCAAAUAUUAGCAAGUCUGAGCAAAGCCAAAAUCCUACAGCUGUUCUGCAGGCUUUGAAGUAUUAUGUACAUUCCAUUAAGAAAAAACCAGGUGAAGUUAAAUUUAUUACAACAGCAAAGACUGCAGAUGAAGAAUCACAAGAAAUAGAGGAUUCUAUUGCAGAAACAGAUGGAAAUGUGCCAAUUUCUGAAAAUACAGUAGUAUCUGAAUUUACAGAUGGAAUCCUUGAAGAAAAAGAGACUGAUGAUGAAAUUGAUAAGGUUACCACUGAUCUAGCGUAUCUGAAUGCCCUUGAAGCUCCCCAAAUUCCUCCUGUUUUAAGGAGACGUCCUGAAAGAAAGAAAUUGACUGAUGAAGAAGUGAUGGCUAAAUUAAAAGCAAUUGUAUCACCUGGUGAUCCUCAGAAGAAAUAUUCUCUUUUGAAGAAGAUUGGUUCUGGGGCAUCAGGUAUGGUUUAUACUGCUUUAGAUAAAUCAAGUGGAGAAAAAGUUGCAAUAAAGACCAUGGAUAUAGAUCAGCAACCCCAAAAAGAGUUGAUAAUAACAGAAAUUAAAGUGAUGCAACAAAAUAAGCAUCCAAAUCUGGUUAAUUUUGUUGAAAGUUAUUUAGUAGAUGGUUCCUUGUGGGUAGUAAUGGAAUAUCUAGAAGGUGGACCUCUAACAGAUGUUGUUACUGAAGUAUUCAUGCAAGAAAAUCAGAUAGCUUCUGUGUGCCGAGAAACGCUUCGGGCCAUUGCAUUCUUACAUUCUAAAGGCAUUAUUCAUCGUGAUAUAAAGAGUGAUAAUGUCUUGCUUGGAAUGGAUGGUUCUGUUAAAGUUACUGAUUUUGGCUUCUGUGCACAGAUUUCUCCAGAAGAAAAAAGGCAAACUGUUGUUGGAACACCAUAUUGGAUGGCUCCAGAAGUUGUCACCCGCAAGCAGUAUGGCAAUAAAAUUGACAUAUGGAGUUUAGGUAUUAUGGUUAUUGAAAUGAUUGAAGGAGAGCCACCAUAUUUGAAUGAGACUCCUCUGAAAGCAUUAUAUUUAAUUGCUACAAAUGGAAAACCCAACAUAAAAAAUAAAGAAAAACUGUCCGUUGAAUUACGUGAUUUCCUUGACAAGUGCCUUGAAGUUGAUGUUGAAAAAAGAGCAACAGCUGAGGAACUUUUAAUGCAUCCUUUUAUGUGUAAAGCAGAGAAUCUUUCUACAAUAACCCCUCUGAUCAGAGCAGCAAGGGUUCUUAAAAAAUGAGGUUGUUGAUAGUGUAUUAAUUUGUUUCAGAAUCUAUGCCUUUUUCCUACUUCAUCUGUUAAUAUGUUGUUAUUCAUAUGACCUAGUCAGAGGAAAAGUAUUUUAUUAUUGCAUGUUUAUAUUGUGAUGUACUUAAAAUGUUUGUGGAUUUAUUUUUGAAAAAAACUAUUUUAAUUGUUUUAGAUAUCAGCCUCAGUCUGCUAGAAAUGUAAUUGAGGUAUAUUUAACUUUUAUAGUUUUAUAAUAAGAGAACUUUUUAAAAAAGAGUGACAAAUAUUAUAUAGUAUGUAAAAUUUUAUAUAUCCUCUUUGCAUUUAAAAUCAUUCAAAAUAUUUUGGAGGCCUUUUUUUUAUUUGUAUAAAUCUGUAUUCAUAUGAUAUUAAUAAAUUUUAUUCUGUACUGUGAGGAUAUUUACACAGUCAUGGCUGUAUACUAUUGCAUUUAUACAUAUUACAGUUACUAUGUCUGCUAAUUAGAUAUUCAUGAUUUAUCAUAACCAGUAAAAUUGAAAAUUAAAGAAAUAAAAAGUUCAUAAAAUAUGUGUGUUGAGCAGGAAUAGGUGUAAUUUAUGGAAAUAUAGUACUCAAAACCAGUUAUCCAGUGACAAUUCUAUCUGAGAGUAUUAAAUAUUGCAUUCUUAGUUCAAACAAGUGUUUUAUUACUUCAACAACAAAAAUGAUGCUUUAUUAUCAAUACUUUCCAAGAGCGUUGACACAAAGCAUGAAUUUUAUUAUUCUGUCAUCUGAAGAAACUGAGUAACACUAUGCAGUAAAGCAACAUUUUUUUUUUUUUUUUUUUUUCAUUACUGCAUCACUAUUGAGGAUUAGGCUAAAACACUGGGAACUUAUACAGAAAAAUUUUGAUGAUUGGCAUACAGCACAAUCGAGGGUUUUGUAAAUUUACUGAUCAUGCUUUUCCGAGUGUUGUUAACAUCUUUUCCUUUCCAAUUAUUAAAUUAAAUCUGGAUUCUUUGCACAUGCGCAAUUAACUGAAGUACAUUCAUGCUGUAGGAAUUAUUUGAUCAAAUUUCAUUCAGUACAAAAGUAAUCACAUACAAAAAGAAAAUAAAUAAAUACAUAAAAAAAAAAAAAAAAAAGGUCAGUGCAAGGAGAAAAUGUGGUGGAGAGAAAAAAUGGUGAAGUUUUUUGAUAAAGAACUCUUUUUGUAAAAAUGCAUCAAAAAAUUUAUAUAUCUACUAAUGAAAUUACUAUUUAAGUAAUUCGCUCUGAAACAAGGGGAGGAUUAAUAAAUUAAAAAUUAUACUAAUAACUUCAGCACUGUUGAUUUUCUUAAACUGAAUUCCUACCUAAUUCUGCUGUUAUGUUCUAUGAAGAUGCAGUUAGAUCAAUAAUGGUACAAAAAGUUUUAGAAUUGAAAUUUUUAAUUUAUUAAAAGAAAGGUUCUUAAUCCCCCCUUUUUACCUUGUUUUCUGUUAACUCCAGAAAAGUCUUUAGAAGAGAGCUAAUUGCAAUUAUAUGAUCCAUAUCUGCUGUCAACAUGAACAGGCUUGCUUAUUUUGCAGAAUACUAACUUACCUGCUAUGAAGUGUGUCUAAGUUGAAGCACAGUAUUUGAAGAUUCUGGAAAAAUUAAUUCUCAACACAUGCCGAAUAAUUCCUGAAUGAAUUAUCUAAAUAAAUUCAAGGCAAUUUUAAGGCGCAACAGAAUACACACUCAAAAUUAGUGUUUUCGUCUAAAGCACAAAAUUUGCAGAUUCACAGUCCCUAUUUACUAAAAAAAGAGAGUGUGGAUAUGGAAAAUACUAAAUACUGUCAAUAAUAAAAUUUUGAUAAAUCUCCUUUUCCAAUCAAAAUAUGUUAUAUUUUUUAGAAAAGUUUUUUCACGUUAAAAAAAGGGGUAAAUUUUUUUUUUUUUUUUAAAUUCAUUGUGCUGAAUUUGGGGGGGGGGGGUAAUUUAAAAUUGAGUGCAUUACAGGCAUUUGGUAAUUAAGUGGAUUUGGAUUUUUAGAGUUCUUUAAUGCUUUUAUACUUAAGAGAAAAUAUAUUGUAAAUGUACAGUGUGACAUAUUCUGAAUAAUAUUGUAACUAUAUAAAACAUUGAUAUACUUUUAAUACAUGGGACACUAUGUAUAAAAGAAAUUUCUUAAUAAUGAGCAGUUUUAUUUUUAUUCAAAGAUUGCAUUUUAUAUGUUGUUGUACGAAAUUGCUGAACACUUGUAAUUAAUGCAUUCACUGGGAAUGACCAAUACCCAUUGGUCAUACAGCCACCUCAUUACCUGCAUCACUAGAGAUGAAUGACUUAGUCCACGAAAGUGGAGAAGUUCCACCUUUUGAUAGAUCGAUGAAGCUUCCACUGCUCCUCUCCUAUCCCAAAUCUCGAGAGAGGAUUUUAGAUUCACAAGUUUUUUAAGUGUCCCCAUGUCACACAGCAUGCAGUUAUGAACAUCCAAGCCUUUUCUAAGAUUCGAAUCUGAAGAAGAUAUGGCAGCCAGCCAUGCUAACCACUAUACCAAUCAGGGUGGUGCAUUUAAUGUAGAUUUAAAUACUUUUUUAAAAUGUAGAUGGGAAAGUGCAUGAAAAUUCAAUUUUAUCGAUGAGAUGCAGUAACAAACAGUUUGUAAACCAAUUUGUUGUUUUGUGGUUUUUAUUUCUUGAAUUUCUUUUCACUCAUUCUGAAUCAAAGAGGUAGUAGAUACAUCUUAUCUUAUUCAUUGUUAUUUAGUUUUCAUGUUUUUUAUGUUUAUAUUGUAAAUAUGAUUUACAGCAGUGUUUCUCAACUGGAUUUACUCCAAGGACCGGUAAAAUAUUUUGGUACAUUCUCGUGGGCCGGUAAGUUUUAAUAAUUCGACACAUUGGCACAAUUUUGUGACAUAAAAAAAUCAUCAUGGAUAAUAUUAUUUUCUAAACUAUAAACUAUUGUUAUUGUAAUGUAGGUGUUGUUGUAAUAUCGGUUGUCGGCCAAUGGCACUUCUGAUUUUGGUCAGAUAGCUUGAUAUUUCGUGGACUGGCAGUUAAGAAACACUGAUUUAGAGUAUCUAACUGCAAUUUGCUAGAAGCUUAUUCAUCUAUGGAGAUUGUGUUUGCAAAAUAUUGAAUAUAACAUAAUCAAAAUGAAGAUAGCAGAUAAAUUUAGAAAAGUAACCUAUAUAUAUGUUAAAUAUUGUUCAUUUUUAUGCUUUACAUUUCAUUCCUAUUUAUACUUCUUUUUUAAUAAUUUGUCUGUGAUCAACAUUUUUACUUAGUAAUUUUUUAUUAUUUUUAUAGGUUUUUAUCAAUAUAAAAAAUAAUGCAGAAUAAUUUGUAUUAAUCAAAGUCUUUUGUGUUAAAAGUCAUGUCAUUCCUUCAUAAAAUGUUAAUACCUUGCUAAAGUUAAAAAUACUCAUUAAAAUUUUAUAUGUGACUUAAUCAUAAAAGUGCUUCUUAUAUUAGAACUAACAUAUUUAGAAUAAUGUAAUUUAUGAUAUUCAAGUAAUUAUUUUAUACCUUUGGUGUGAUAAUUUGUAACAGUGUUCCCUUCUUUUCAUUAUUGGGCAGAGAAGGAAUGAACAAAAUUUCAGAUAUUGAUUUUGGCUAUUUGUUGAGAUGCAUAUCUUUAGUACUGAUAUAUCUCAUAGUAAUCUUUGCAUCUUACAUAAUUUUAAAUAAUGAAUUUAUUAUUAUUUUUUUAUGUUUACUUUAUUAACUAAAUGAAUUGCAUCAUCUAAGCAAGCAUUUAUUUUUGAUUAAAAAAAUGUUUUAUCAUACAAAUUUUAAAUUACAUUUGCUGCGAGUCUUUUUGAAGAGGUGUUGUUAUUUAUUUUCAUGUUGGUUAAAAUACUAAUGACACAAACAAAGACACCAGCAACUCGGCAAAUAUUGCUGUUGCACAAGACAUAAAGUCUUUAUUUUUCAUACAACUGGCAAAGCCUGGUUAUGAGAUAAGAUCUUUAAUUUAUUUUUCAUACUGUAUGUAGUUGCAUAACAAACUGAAAUGGUAUAAAAACAAUAAACAAACUUCUUAAUAAUUAUAUUCUUAUUUUUUAAUAACAUGCCUAAAUUUACAUGCUAUUUUCAAUUUCUAUACCCGAUAAUUUUUAAGAAUAUAUGCUGCAAUGUUGUAAUUAAUGAAAUUUUUUUAAUUUUAAUGCCGUGCAUUAUACACCUCGGUACAGACUAAUCAUUAUGUUUUCUAUUUAUAUAUUCCACUUGAUGUUUGGAUACAGGCAUUACAUGAAAAUAGAUAUACUUAAAGGCAAUUACUAUAUCUACCAUGUAUCAAAUGAUAUAAUUUAUCUUAAGUUGUAAUUCAUCUUAAGUUACUUUCGGUAUAUUUCUAGACCAAUAUUGACAUUUGAUCCCCUCAAUUAGGUUGUAUUCACAAUUUUUUUUUUAAAUGCCAGUCUACAUUUCUCAGUUUUCUAAUAGAUAAAUCAUCCCUUAAAGUGUCACUACUUUUUUAAAUAUUUCUUAAAAUGGUAUGUAUUCUGUCAUUUAUUUAAAGCAUUCAUCGGAAAAACUCAGUAUGAAAUCAAAUGCUUAGGAAUAAACUAAAAAGUCUUUGAACCUUUGUAAAAUGUUGUGCAGAAUCUUGAUGGAUUUCCAUUUUUAAGGAUAUUACCAGAAAACAUAUAGAACUUCAUUUAUAUAUAGCAAGAAAGAUGUAUUCAUGUAUGGUGUCUGAUAAGUAGAGUAUCACAGGGUUAAUUGCCACUUUUAAAGACACUGGAUAAGUUAUGAAGGAAAUAGAGUAACUUAGAUGCAGGAUAACUUAACUUUAAUAUAGGGAUCAGUUACAAGUCAUCGUUUACAAGAAAAAGAUUAAUGGCAAGAAAGAGCCAUCAUUUUUAUCAUCAAAAAAGUAUGUUAUUAAAGUGGCAGCAUGAAUUGAAUAUGUGUGUUGCAAACAAGGAGACAUUGUUUUGAACAGAUUCUGUAAAAUUUCCUGUGAUGUGCAUUUGAUGAGCAAACUCUUUUUUUUUUUUUUUUUUUUUUUUUUUUUUUUCUGUAUAUAAAUGACUUGUAGAUUCUUCAAAUUUUUUACCUUUUCAUUAAUCAAUUAAAAAUUUCAGUGAAAGUUAUAUCUCAUUUAUUGUAAUUUUUUCAUUGCAUUGUAUUAUUUUAUAUAUAAGCCAAUAAAGUGAUCUGAAGAUCUGUGUUCAUUCUUAA
Messenger RNA from Stegodyphus dumicola, 6656 nucleotides. Its product is annotated as serine/threonine-protein kinase PAK 1-like. Lineage: Eukaryota; Metazoa; Arthropoda; Arachnida; Araneae; Eresidae. Gene Ontology annotation, molecular function: protein serine/threonine kinase activity; ATP binding. The record is from RefSeq and is a predicted model, not a curated record. Gene Ontology annotation, biological process: protein phosphorylation.